Messenger RNA from Parus major (Great Tit), 947 nucleotides. It is a transcript of the gene PTGDS, whose product is annotated as prostaglandin D2 synthase. The coding region runs from base 65 to 736 and encodes 223 amino acids. NCBI's taxonomy places the organism in Eukaryota, Metazoa, Chordata, Aves, Passeriformes, Paridae. Gene Ontology annotation, molecular function: small molecule binding. The transcript has 6 exons. The record is from RefSeq and is a predicted model, not a curated record.
GCUCGACAAACUCUCCAGCACCGCAGCGCUCUGCCUCCAGCUCUCGGCUCAGCUCCACUUUGCCAUGCAGGCCACACUGCUCGGCGUCCUGGGGCUGGCCCUGCUCAGCACACUGCACGCCCAGGACAGCAUUCCUGUCCAAGCUGACUUCCAGCAGGACAAGCUCACAGGGAGAUGGUACAGCAUUGGCCUGGCCUCCAACUCUAACUGGUUCAAGGAGAAGAGGCACCUGAUGAAGAUGUGCACCACCAUCAUCUCCACCACCGCAGAGGGGAACCUGGAAGUUACAUCUACUUACCCCAAGGGGGACCAGUGCGUGACGAGGAACAGUCUUUACACCAAGACAGAGCAGCCAGGGCGGUUCAGCUACACCAGCCCACGUGAGUGCCCAGCUUCUGUGCUGCCCUGGACACACUCACAGCCCUGCUGUGCCUGCUUCUGCCUUGGAGCUGAUUUUGAGCUCAAGGCUGAGUUGUGCCCCAUGUCCCCUACAGGCUGGGGCAGCAAGCACAACAUCCAUGUGGUGGAGACCAACUAUGAGGAAUACGCCUUGGUGGCCACCCGAAUCUUCAAGAGCACUGGUUCCUCCACCAUGGUGCUGCUCUACAGCCGGACAAAGGAGCUGAGUCCUGAGCACCUGGAGAUGUUCACCCAGUUCUCCAGGGAGCAGGGCCUGACGGAUGAUGAGAUCCUCAUCCUGCCCCAGACAGACAAAUGCAUGGCAGAUGCUGCUUAGGUGAGUCCUGACUUCAGUGGGACUCAGACCAGCCCUGCAGGAGGGCAGACCCACCAGCUGCUACCAGUCCAAGCCCCAGCAGCACCGCAAACUGGCGACCACCCUGUCCCAUCUGACCACCAGUGGCUCCCCAGCACUGCAGCAGUCUUCGCUUCCUGGCUUCACAACCUACACCUGUAUCUCUGUCUCAAUUAAAGCCCAUAAAAAACCA